Molecule: messenger RNA, 549 nt
Organism: Peronospora matthiolae
Lineage: Eukaryota; Oomycota; Peronosporomycetes; Peronosporales; Peronosporaceae
Source: the annotation of a GenBank genome assembly
AUGAAUAUGUUGGAUGAUGAAGAUGACCAAAGCUUUCACGCUACGCGUGACGGCUACUCCCAUUUGAGCGAUAUCGAAUGGGAUGCGGUUGAACGACUGGGUUCAACCAUGGGCAUCCAUGCUGUUAGCGUCAUGCUAGAGGUUCUCAAUAGAGAUGUCCAACAUGCUACUAUCGCCAAGUUCAUUCAAAAUGAACUUGACGCUGAACGCGAGAAAUUUGAACUGUUGAGACAGCAGCAAGCUGCUGCUGGUGGGUCGAUGCACUCGCGUCGACCCGAGACCUUGAAGAUUGACAUCUCCAAGUAUAAGGGAGUCGAAGAGGACUCCCUCUUGAGAUGGUUCGUCGAAUUGGAUGACGCCAUAAGGGCGCGUCGCAUCGACGACGGGGCAAUGCAAGUUGCAUUUGCCCAAUCAAAUCUGGCAGGACGUGCCAAGACUUGGGCUUUGGGGCUCAAGUUGCACGUCCAUAUGCGUUUGGGUCGUCAGAAGUCUUCAAGUCGCGGCUCAGACAAACGUUUGAACCGCCUAGAGCCGAGAAUCAGAUCCUAA